AUGUUGAACUCGUCUCGUGAAAAUUCGACGAUCAAUAUUGGUUACAAUCAGGACUACGAGUGCAGUAUACAGGUGAAUCGUUGGUUCCUGAAGCCAAUAGGGGCCUGGCCCAGGACAAACGAAUCCACUGGUACCGAUAGGUUCCUUGUGAAACUGUUGAAUCUCGUCUGCCAUUCGUUGAUCGUCUUUACGUUUGCGCCAUGCGCGUUGUUCAUCCUGUUCGAAGACACGAACUUGGAAGUGAGAAUGAAUGCGAUCGGUCCGAUGAGUCAUUGGCUGAUGAGCGAGCUGAAUUACUGCUGUUUGCUGUUAAGGGCGAAUGACAUUCGUAGCUGCUUGAAGCACAUGGAGAACGAUUGGAAGGUGGCGAGGCAACCGGAGCAUCGCGAAAUGAUGCUUGAAAAUGCAAAGUUCGGUCGUUUCAUCGCGUGCAUCGCCGCGCUGUGCAUGAACCUCGGCGUCUGCUCGUACACCAUAAUCACGGGCUUUCGAAAAACGGUGUUUCACGUCGGUAACGAAACUCUUUCGAUGUUUCAAUUACCAUGCCCAUUUUACACGAAACUGUUGGACGUCAGAUUCAGCCCGGUCAACGAGAUUGUCCUCGGCAUGCAACUGAUGUCCGUCUUCAUCGCCAAUUCCGUCACGGUUGGUGCAUGCGGUUUGGCUGCUGUGUUAGCGACCCAUGCCUGUGGUCAGCUAGACGUAGUGAUGUCUCGUUUGGAUAAUAUGGUGGAUUCGAGAAAGGGACAGACUUCUGAUAGCAAGUUGGCUUAUAUCGUGGAACAUCAUUUACACGCGUUAAGUCUUGUAUUGCGUACAGAAAAAGUGAUGAAUCUUAUAUGUCUCGUUGAGUUAGUGGGAUGCACGUUGAACUUGUGCCUACUUGAUUAUUAUUUUCUUACGGAAAAGUCAAAGGAAACCUUAGCCAUAUACGCUAUUGUAUAUGUAUCGAUGACAUUUAAUAUCUUUAUAUUUUGUUAUAUCGGCGAGAGGAUCACGGACCAGUGCACGAAGGUUGGCAAAAGAGCGUACAUGACGAAUUGGUAUUGCUUACCUCACAAGACUGCCGCUGGUUUAAUCCUAUUAAUCUCAAGAUCAAGCAUGGUGACCAAAAUUACUGCCGGCAAAUUAGUCAAUAUAUCUCUCGCAACUUUCGGCGACGUAUUUAAAACAUCUUUUACAUACUUCAACAUGCUUCGCACGGUUGCAAUGUAGACUGAUACAUUGUUGAGAAAAAAAAGAAACAUUAUUUACGUGUAUAAACUCGUAUAGGUUCGUAAAAACGAAAAAGAAUACAUUCUCGUUGCUGUAUGUUAAACUACGAGUAACUACGAAUAAACUACGAACAGUGCGGGCAUUAAAGUCACCCUCCAAAACGGCGGUUUCGUCGUUUACGAUGAGAUUUUCACUUCGAACUCCACCUUUUUCAUGUAAACGAUUUAAAUCGCGUUUUCUUUCCUUGUCCCCCAUCUCCCCCAAAAAAUACGCCACAAUAAACGAGAAAACGAAGAUCGCUCCUUGUUUUCUGACCGCG
Messenger RNA from Hylaeus volcanicus, 1534 nucleotides. Its product is annotated as odorant receptor 82a-like. Gene Ontology annotation, biological process: detection of chemical stimulus involved in sensory perception of smell; sensory perception of smell. Bases 1 to 1215 code for a protein of 404 amino acids. Gene Ontology annotation, molecular function: olfactory receptor activity; odorant binding. The record is from RefSeq and is a predicted model, not a curated record. The transcript is spliced from 5 exons. Gene Ontology annotation, cellular component: plasma membrane. NCBI's taxonomy places the organism in Eukaryota, Metazoa, Arthropoda, Insecta, Hymenoptera, Colletidae.